GUAGAAUCAUGAGGUACUCAAAAGUGAAACCACAUGAAGGAUGGUCACCAGAACAAAAACUCCCUUAACUUAAUCAGCUGCUGCUCAUCUUAGCUUUUCAUGUGGAUUUUGUUGAUCAUUCCUAAACCAAAGUUUGCUUCCCUCAAAUAUUGUCCCUGUGAGAGCAUCACAGCCCUGACGCCAAGAGAGACACUGCUAGCUCAGACAAAAAUUGUACUGUUUUGGAAUGAGAACAGGUUAUACAUUUAUGUAUACACACUGAAAAUGCACAUCCUUGAACUAUCUACUGUAUGUGUGUGUUCGUGCACACACGCCUCUGCGUGUGUGUGGGUUUGUGUGUGGAUAAUAAUCUCGCUGAGGUAGGAGAGAUGCAAGCCAAAGCACACUUCUGAACCCCUGAACACUCCACCACACUCACAGGGACACACAUAAACAUUUGUAUGCAGCUGCACACAAACACACACUGGCACGAAAACGUGCUCGUACACACACAGAACCCGGCUCAGCGAGACCAUUGAAGCGCAUGCACACACAAGGCCAUGACUCUGCAGCCUGCAGCCUUUGGCUUUAUCCCUCUGCUAUUCACCAACAAGCCCUGUAAGCCCCCAAAGCUUUGUUCCUACCAUCACACACAUAUAGAAACACAAGUGCACACAUAAAGCAGUGGAAAAUACACAAACACACACACACUUCUGCUGCAUAAGCACUGCACCUCUGGGGUACUGGUGUUGCUGUGGACACAGAAACACAGAGGAAAGUUAGACUACGUGUGUGUGUGUGUGUGUGUGUGUGUGUGUGUGUGGUGGGGGUCACACAAAGGUGUGGUUAGUUUCUCUGGGGAGGCAGGGCUGUAUGCAUGUUUGUUUUGUUUUUUUCUUUCAGGGUGGGGCUUCACAUCUCUGGUGUGUGUGCGUGCACGCACGUGUACCCAGUGUGCACAUUCGUAUAUCAGCAUGCAGCUAAAAUGCUACCAGCCACAUGUCCGCCCCUCUCUCGGACUUCAUGGACCCCGAUCCCAACCACCUUGUCCUGGCUGCACAGCCCAGAGGCGGCCCACCUGCCUCUGGAGAGCACGGCGUACCAAGACCUGCAAUGUUUGCCAUGGAGAUCAACGUGCAGCACGACCCACACACCGGUGAGCAGCGCAUCCUUUCAGCCAACCGCGUGAGCCCGCUGGACGCAGCUUCACGCGGGGUCAAAGUCUACGAUGACGGCAGAAAAGUGGUCUACGAGGUCACUUCCUCUGGGGGCGUGUCCACCACUACUGUGGAGAAUGGCUGGAGCUCUGAGCAGGUUGACCGGCUGGUCCAGCGAGCUGCCAGGCCUGCAGUACGAGGAGAAGACAGCAGGAGGGGUCAGGUGACAUCUGCUCCACAGGCAUAUGUUUCUCCAGCAGAUGUUGAUGAUCUGUCUCCCCCUUCCUGCGCCCCGCCAUCCAUCCCUUCUAGCCCCCCAGCCCAGGUCUCCCUCCAGAGAGAAACCCGCCUUGGCAUGAUGCCUCCCUCCUCUGUUCCCAUCACAACCCAACCAGGCUCCUCAGCCCACCCGGGCAAUGAGCUCACCUCCCCACCCCAAGCCACCACGGAGCAUCCGGUCACUAUGGUGUUCCUCGGCUACCAGGACAUUGAGGACGUGAGCGAGAGUAGGCGGUUGCUCGGCUUUGAUGGUGCCGUGAAGGCCGAGGUUGUUCUCAUUGAUGAAGACGACGAGAAAUCCUUGAGGGAGAAGACGGUCACUGACAUCUCUGUCAUCGACGGCACUGCGGCUGACCUCGUGUCAGGGCGGCCGGCCACAUCUGAAGCCGUUAGCACCGAACUGUCAUCUGACGGCCGUGAGCCUGACAGCGCAUCCUCACCUCCUGCAAAUCCAGACGCCAGCACGGCCCCCCCGCCGGGCCUCACCCCCGCCACAGGUUACAGCCAAACACCAGGGGUUACCGUAACAACAGCAAAUGGCUGUGAACAUCUUAUUUCAAGCAGACAUCCCCACACUGCCAUGAAACUGUGGCAUGCAUCUGAGGAUGUUAGUGACACCGUACCAAGAGAGCGAGCCCUGAAGAGCGUCAGUUUCCAGGAAUCAGUCAGCUUUAUCACUGACAGGCCUGCAAAUAUGGAAUUGGAGAUCCAACAUGGCUGCCUCAGCAGUAACCGAGCUCACGGUGCUGGUGUGAAAGUAGAGACUCCUGACAGUGAUGUAGUACAGGAGAUCCGCUACCUGGACCAGGUGUUAGAUGCAGCGUCAGAAACACCUACUAAUGGAAGCGCCUCCCCUUCAGAGCUCAUCAAACCAAUCAGCAUCGAUGGAACCUCUCCCGCUGUCUGUGUGUCGGCCUCGUCGCCCACCACUCACCAGUCAAUCAUUGUAGAGGGACAAAGACAGUGCACCUUCGUCCACCAGGAUGGCUCUCCUGUGAGAACCAAUGGGCAUGUACAUGGAGACGAGUCGGGGUGCAGCAAGGCCAAGUUUGAACUGCGAGCAUUUCAGGAGGAGAGACGUCCAGCGAAACUCUUCACCCCCGGAGAGGAGCAGCAAGUCAGGGUGACAAGGAGACGACCCUCAGAGGAGGUUCAGGAGUUGGAGCGUGAGCGGCAGGAGCUGAUCAAAGACCAGGCAGUGAAGAAGAACCCCGGGAUUGCACAACGCUGGUGGAACCCUCCCAAGGAGAUCCCUUUGGAAGAACAGCUGGACCCAGAGCAGCUUGAGUCUCUCAAGAAAUACAUGGAGAGGAAGCAGCAGAGGCAGAGUGACACUUUUACAUGCACACAGACCCAGGUAUCAGGUCUUCCCCUAAUGGUAAGCUUUGAUCCAGAGCUAACCAAGAAGGAGGACAUUGUGGAGGAGCAGAUUGAUUUCUCAUCUGCCAGGAGGCAGUUUCUGCAGAGCGAGCCAACCAAGAAGGAUGUAACUCCUCAGUUAUACUCUGCCAAACCCUUCUCAAAAUCUACAACAAGGGGCAGCCCAGGGGGCAGAGACAUUGUUGCAGAAACUGGAGAGACUCACGUGACUUGGUCUGGUGAAGAAAUUGCAGGAGAAUUUACGUGUGCGCGAGCUGUGAUGACCAUUCUGCAGGAGGAGGAGGAAGGAAAAGGUCACUUUCAUUCAUCUUUCCACCCAGAGGAGUCAGACUCAGGGUUAGAUGAGUUGUCUCUCCGCUCUCAGGACACAACUCUAUUUAGUUUGGAUAAUGUUUCUGACAGUGGGGCCUCCCUGCCCCCGACUCCACUACCACUCACCCCAGUGUCACCACCAACCCCUCAGCCCACCACCCCAGUCAAUGGGCAGGCUAGCGGCAGCCCAACAGAAGACGAGCUGGAGUACCACGCAGGGGUGCUCGUCCAAAAUGCCAUCCAGAGUGCCCUAGCAGCUCAGAACGGAAGAGACUGGCAGCCAUCUGAUUUGAACUCUUCACAGCUGAGCGCCCCUGUGUCACCAUCCUCUGCCUCUACAAGUAGCCCAGUGCCAGUUUCUUCCUCUCCUUCAUCUUCCAGUGGGGCCCCCAGUUUCCAGUCGCCUGUAUCCUCCAGUCCUGGGCCAUCCAACCCAUCCCCACAGCCAGACGUGCAGCCACAAGUGAGCGUGAUUUCCCAAGAGAAGCCAUCAGAGUCGCAGCAGUUCCAGGCGCCUUCCCCUCCUUCAUCUCAGCCAGUUUCACCACCGCAGAGACCAAGAAACGGAGGCCCAAGGAUCAAAAUCCAGUCCUCUUACACCAGAGCGCUCGCCUCCUCAACUCCAGCUCCGACUCCAGCCCCUGCUUCUACCACAGCAGCUCCUGUCUCCAGGCCAACCCCAGUCUACCGUCCCCCUUCUCCUCCAAGCCCAGAGAAACCGGAGUUCAGUUACUUCAGUAAAUACUCAGAGGCGGCUGAACUGCGGAGCACAGCUGCAGUGGCACGAGGCCCCGAGGUGGAGCCGGCCAGCGGCCCGUUCCGCCUGCGCUCCAAGAAGCAGCGAACUCUGUCCAUGAUAGAGGAGGAGAUCCGAGCAGCUCAGCAGAGAGAGGAAGAGCUGAAAAAGCAGAGGGAGGUCCAGCCUGCUGUUGUGCGGCCAGGCAGCACCUCCAGCAACAGUCAUGGAUCACUGAGGACAGGAGUGAGGCAGACCACCAUUUCUCCUGCAGAUAAGAUGAAGAGCAACAGCCUGCCAACCAGACUCACACUGACAGCACGGACUGCACCAGGGAAGAUCGAGAAGGUUCGUCCUGCACCCCCUGUCUCACCCUCACCCUCUGAAGGAGCCCUGUCCGAUGCUGGCAGCGAGGACUCAGGAGGAUCACGACCCAAAAACUUCAUGCAGACACUUAUGGAAGACUAUGAAACACACAAGGUGAAGAGGAGGGAAAAAAUGGAAGACAACAGUUAUGCCCAUUUGUUGCUGGCUAAUGAGGUAACCACUGAGGUCUUAGAGGCCACUCGAGUGACACGGAGGAAAAGCAACAUGGCACUGAAAUGGGAGGCCGGUAUCUAUGCCAAUGAAGAUGGAGAGGAGGAGGAGGAAGAGGAGGAGGAAGAAGAGGAGUGAGCGACUCUUCUCAGAGACGGUGAAGGAGACCAGUGGAAAGCAGGAGGAAGAGGAGGAUGUGGAGACUGAAAGACUAAUGAAAACAGGAGGAGAAAGGACAGAAAAUUAAACAGUAUUUAUUCUACUAAUAGUAUCCUGAUGAUCACAUGACUCCCCCACCCACCCUCUGGCUUGAGCUAGUGGGGCUUAUCAAAGAGUUGGGAAUUGAAGGCAUUACAGUACGUUACAAGACUUUUGGGAGAGAUUUUUAAGGUAUUGAUGUGUGUUUGGAGAUGUAGUAAUCCAAGACACUUUUGGAAUGGUUUUAUGUUGGUUUGAGGAUGAUGUAAGAUUUUUUUCUAGUUGGUAGAAGAUGAAUGACUUUAUAGGACUGUUCCUAUAUGUGCAGUUUAAUUAUUAAAAUACGAGCUAAGCUCCAAUCGUUUGGAUUGCCUGGGAAGUAUUGAUGAAAGGUUUGGCUGUGUGUCCUUCAAAAUAAUCCCGGUCAUUUUGGAAAAAGAAGCAGGUGUGUGUGUGUGUGAAGUGGCUUUUAAGAAACCUCUGACUGACAGCUGCAAAAGAAAAAGACAAAAUGCAGCUGCUAACACACACACAAACCAUGUCUGGAUUGUUUUGUCCUUUGAUGAUGCUGCUGCAGGAAAGCUGAAACAUUUUCGAGGAACUGAACCAAAGGAGCCACUACGCAUCACUCUCAGAAUGUUUUAUCUUGUGCAGUGUGCACCCUGCAGUGUCAGAGUACACCACAGUGCAGACAUAACACAAGCAUGACGUGUUGGUGGGAGCUUUUAUAUAUAUAUAUAUACACACCACUGUUCAAAAGUUUGGGGUUACUUUGCCAUGGGAU
Melanotaenia boesemani (Boeseman's rainbowfish) is the source of this 5362-nucleotide messenger RNA. Its product is annotated as A-kinase anchor protein 2. The coding region runs from base 979 to 4518 and encodes 1179 amino acids. The transcript is spliced from 12 exons. Gene Ontology annotation, cellular component: membrane. Gene Ontology annotation, biological process: regulation of cell shape. The record is from RefSeq and is a predicted model, not a curated record. Lineage: Eukaryota; Metazoa; Chordata; Actinopteri; Atheriniformes; Melanotaeniidae.